AUGAAGUGUCUGGUUGCUGUUUUGGUCUGUGUGGUGCUCGCAGAGGGAAUCGUCAAGAUCCCUCUGCGCAAGCACAAGUCUAUGCGUGAGGCCCUGAGAGAUAAAGGGAUCGAGCUGCCUUACCAGGAUCCAGCUCUGAAGUACCAGAACUAUGAGUUUGCCACUGCAAACAUGUACAUCAACAACUAUGCUGAUACCACCUACUAUGGACCCAUCACCAUCGGAACACCCCCCCAGUCCUUCCAGGUGCUGUUUGACACCGGCUCUGCCAACCUGUGGGUGGACUCAGUGUACUGUAACACUCAGGCCUGCAAUACACACACAAAGUUCAACCCCCAGCAAUCCUCCACCUACUCUGCCCUGGGAACAUCCUUCUACCUGCCCUACGGCGCUGGAAGCCUUGAUGGAGUCUUUGGCUAUGACACUGUCAAUGUUGGCGGCAUUGUGAUCCCCAACCAGGAGAUUGGUCUGAGCACAAACGAGCCUGGUCAGAACUUUGUGGUGGCCCAGUUUGAUGGCAUCCUCGGCCUGUCUUACCCAUCCAUCUCAGCUGGAGGAGAGACUCCUGUCAUGGACAACAUGAUGUCUCAAAACCUGCUUAAUGCUAACAUAUUUGCUUUCUACCUUUCCAGGGACGAACAGCAGGGAAGUGUGCUUUCUUUUGGAGAUGUGGACAACAGCCUGUACCAGGGCCAGAUCUAUUGGACCCCUGUCACCUCUGAGACCUACUGGCAGAUUGGCGUUCAAGGAUUCCAGAUUAAUGGUCAAGAGACUGGCUGGUGCUCUCAGGGCUGUCAGUCUAUUGUGGACACUGGAACCUCCAUGCUGACCGCCCCACAGCAGCUUAUGGGUAGCAUCAUGCAGGCAAUUGGUGCCCAACAGAACCAGAAUGGAAUGUAUAUGGUGGACUGCAGCCAGGUCAACAACUUGCCAACCCUCAGCUUUGUUAUCAGCGGCGUUACCUUCCCUCUGCCUCCUUCUGCUUACAUCAUUAGCAACCAGAAUGGAUACCAGUACUGCUCAGUGGGCAUCACCCCCACCUACCUGCCCUCUCAAAAUGGCCAGCCCCUGUGGAUCUUUGGAGACGUGUUCCUCAGAGAGUACUACUCCGUCUACGACCGCACCAACAACCAAGUUGGCUUUGCUACAGCUGCCUAA
Messenger RNA from Micropterus dolomieu (smallmouth bass), 1158 nucleotides. Its product is annotated as gastricsin-like. The transcript is spliced from 9 exons. Gene Ontology annotation, molecular function: aspartic-type endopeptidase activity. NCBI's taxonomy places the organism in Eukaryota, Metazoa, Chordata, Actinopteri, Centrarchiformes, Centrarchidae. The record is from RefSeq and is a predicted model, not a curated record. The coding region runs from base 1 to 1158 and encodes 385 amino acids. Gene Ontology annotation, biological process: proteolysis.